Molecule: messenger RNA, 686 nt
Organism: Exaiptasia diaphana
Lineage: Eukaryota; Metazoa; Cnidaria; Anthozoa; Actiniaria; Aiptasiidae
Product: coagulation factor IX
Exons: 4
Coding region: 71-595 (174 amino acids)
Biological process (GO): proteolysis
Molecular function (GO): serine-type endopeptidase activity
Source: RefSeq, a predicted model, not a curated record
UGAUAGUGUCUUCAUAAUUUCACUCGGUACAUUUUCGGUGGAGCCUGAAACCAAAGGAGAAAACAAAAGAAUGAAGUAUCUGUGGUUAAUCGCUCUUCUUGGAACGAUACAUGCUUCUGUUGGAAAACCAACGGGUAACAAUGCGAAUUGUGGAAAACUACCAGACUUGACGACAUCGAAACGCAUCGUGGGGGGUAAUGAGAGUCAGCAAGGACUAUGGCCAUGGCAAGCGGCAGUGUUGUUUAAUAAUAAACCGUUUUGCGGAGGUGUAAUUAUUAACGAACACUGGAUCGCCACUGGUGCCCGUUGCCUAAAAAAAAAAGGUCCUUUCAGAUUUAGUAGAGGAGUCUCCUCUACUAACUCUGGUCCUUCUAUGGAUCCUAAGCUACUCACCGUAGCACUUGGAGAACACAAACUUGGAGUGAAAGAAUCGUUCGAGCAAAUCAAGAACGUUCAACAAAUCAUCUCUCAUCCUCACUUCAAUUUCAGCUUCGAUAAAAACAAGCUCCUUUUUGUUGAUAAUGAUGUGGCUCUUCUAAAACUCUCCACACCAGCUACCUUUGACACCUUUGUCAAGCCAAUUAUCAUGACUUAACGACUAAGAGGGUUCCAAAGGUUAAUUAGCAUUUCUAAUAACAUUUUGUAGCAAUUAGUAUGGUCGGGAAAUAAAGCUGAUUAAAGACCAA